Molecule: messenger RNA, 3526 nt
Organism: Acromyrmex echinatior (Panamanian leafcutter ant)
Lineage: Eukaryota; Metazoa; Arthropoda; Insecta; Hymenoptera; Formicidae
Product: Golgi resident protein GCP60
Cellular component (GO): Golgi membrane
Molecular function (GO): fatty-acyl-CoA binding
Source: RefSeq, a predicted model, not a curated record
CGUUUGCAUUGAUUGGUCACUUCGCGUUACUCGGCAUUAUUCGCCUUGAUUCGCCUUUGCUGAUCCACAGCACAACACAGCAAUCAUCAGAUAGUGUUUGACGUUACAGUUGCUGGCGAUUGAGGAUUGUUUCAGGUCCAGGAUCUUUCCUAGUGCGGUUUCGUUAUUGUGCGUGAAUUAUCGCACGCACGCACGCACGUACUCGUGCACUCGUAGAGCAUAGGCUAUCAUGUUGCUCGCGAGAUAAUGCCGCGACUGCUGUUCGGCGUUCAGCCGAUUCAGCGGUCGCGAUCAAACGCUGGACUGGACAAGAACAAGAUCAACAUCGAGGUUAGGCACACGCGAUUUAUAUCAAUCCUCGAUCGACGUGUCAGAUGCUAACGCAAAUGGCGGCCGCUGUCGAGGAGGAUGUGUCUACACUCAGUGAGUGGGUCGACGAGUUGAGCGUUUCCGCGACGGAGGACGAUAAAAACGCGACGAGCAGGACCGAUAGCAAUGACGUGGACGUUACGGCGAAGAACUGCGAGCCGCGACUCUGGGGCUUUGAGACGCGAGAGCUUUACAAAUUUGCACUCAACUUCUACAAAGAAAAAGAAGGCAAAGCUGUCCAUCUCUCUUAUGAGGAUAAAUUGAAAUUGGUAGCAUUCACGCAACAAGUGACACAUGGAAAAUAUACAGCUGAAAAUGCACCAUCGUUAGGUGUCUUAGAUAUGAUUGGAAGGGACAGGCGAGUGGCAUGGCAAAAUCUAGGAGAUAUAUCAAAAGAACAAGCGAUGGAGGGCUUUAUAAUAUUGCUGGAUAAACUGUGCCCUUUAUUCAGGACUGUAGUUGAGGCACAAAAAAGGAAUUUUGAAGAGAAACAACGGCUUAAGAGAGAAGAGGAAGCAAAGAAACAGGAAGAAGAAAAAAAACUUAAGGAGCUAGAGGAGGAAAAAAAGAAACAGGAGGAAGAAAGACUGAAGGAGGAAACUCAGAGGAGACAGAUUCAGGAUGCUUUGAAUCAGCAAACAUAUUAUCAGUUCAGAUUAUAUGCUGAACAACAGUACCCCGGCAAUCCGGAGCAGCAGGGCGUUUUGAUUAGACAGUUGCAGGAGCAGCAUUAUCAUCAAUACAUGCAACAACUCCAUCAGAACCAGUUAGUUGUCGAGGAUCAUAUUGAAGAGGAAGAAGAGGAGGAGAAGGAGAAGAAAAUGAAGAAGAAAGACAUCCAAAAUCAAUCAAAGAAUGUAACAUGCAAAGACAAUGAUGAUCACGAUGAUGAUGAUGAUGACAAAGAUAACACGAACGAAAACGUGAAUGAUGAAGAUUCGGACGAGGUGGAAGACUGGCCGCCCAUCAAUCCUGCAGAGAUGUGGACCAGAAAGGGCGUAGAGGAAUUUAAACAGAUCAUUAGAAAGGAAACAGGAGACGCGGUUAUUAAGGUCGGCCAUGGUGAGACUGUUACGGUACGAGUACCAACGCACGAAGACGGUACAUGUCUGUUUUGGGAGUUUGCUACGGAUGGUUAUGACAUUGGUUUCGGGGUUUAUUUUGAAUGGUCGAAACCAGAGACAAACCAGGUAUCUGUGUACAUAAGCGAAUCCGAGGAAGAUGAGGACGAAGAGGAGUACGAAUCACGAGAAGAUCUAGAGAGCGGAUCAGUGAAUGGUAAUGCCCGACCUGAACGUAAAACGACUACACCACCUAUAAGCGUUAUAGUACCUAUAUAUAGGAGAGACUCUCAAGAGGAGAUUUACGCUGGAAGUCAUCAAUAUCCUGGCGAGGGGGUAUAUCUUCUAAAAUUCGACAACUCAUAUUCGCUUUGGCGGAGUAAAACACUUUAUUACCGAGUAUACUACACACGACAGGGUUUCACGAAGAAUAAUAAUUAAUCUUUAUGUUGCAUACCGAAACGAGAUGUAUAACAAAUGUAUGUUGUUUCUUGAACGUUAGUCUUACAAUUAGUAUUAUCGUCUACUGAUAACGAUAGUCCAACUGAAUAAAGAAUCCUAUUUGUCCCUAUUUUAUUUGGUUCGCGCGAAAGCAACAAACCUAUUCAUAUAUAAAGAAAAUAUCUUUAUUAUAUGUAUAGUUAAGUGCGAACAUGACAAGUUUCAUAAAAUGGCAAAAGUAUAUGCGCGAGGAGGAAACGAAUUUUAAACUUUUCUUGAGAAGCAAAAAAACUUCCAAGUGUAUCGUAAAUUAACGAUUGACGAUGACUCUUCUACGUGCAUAAUAUUGCGCAAUUCUAUGGCAAUUCUAUGGCUAUUCUUUGAUGCAGGCGACAUUUUCUUUUCAUAACUUUAAAUUUUUAAUAAUUCGUAUCGGCGCUCAAAUCUUUAUAUAUGUAUACACAUGAAAUGAUGUUCUCCGUUUUAGAGCGAAGAAUUAAGUGUACACACACGCAUGUUACAUAUCUGUUUAUUCUAUGUGAAUAUUGGCUUGUAAAAUGUUUUUUGCGACUUGAUAUUGUACAGACUUUAUCACUUAGAGUUCGCUGUCAUGGCUGGCUUUUAUUAAAAUUAUUUUUUUUCUAAAUACAACAACAAUGCACUGCGUAUUUCUUGUUUUAUUUGUGAUGUAACAACGGAGGUUACCCCUUCAUUUUCAUAACGUUUAUUAUUUUACAUAGCCAUGUUAUUUUUACAACAAUAUUGUGCGAUUUAUUUUAUCCAUUGAUAAUAAUAGUAAUAAUAAUAAUAAUGAAAAUAGUAUAUCCUGUAACACAUCCAACCAUGGUGGAAGUAAUACUAAUGCAUCCAACGACAGACGAUUUACACUAACUGGUAUGAAUGCAUGAUUUUACUCUUAUCGUAUUUCCAUUUUAUUCAUGUAUUUAUCUUUGACCUAUAAAGAUAUUUAAUUAGAAGAGCACUUUUUUGAGACGGCAUAAGUUUUGUAUCGUUAAUUAAGUUAAUUUGUUUGAAGACGAAGACAAAGAAGGUGAAAUCGAUUGUUAUUCGUGCUCUGAAAGUACAAAUGGAUUGUCCGCGAGAGAUUAAACAAGCAUCAUUAAAUAAUGGACUUACUCAUGACUCGUUAUAUUUGGCGAGCUAGCUAAGUGUACAUACAUACUCGUAUAACGGCUUGCUCGACAAGUGUACUUCCUUGAUGUGGACCGAAUUCUACUCUUUAAACAUCAAGUACUUUGCGCUUUACUAAAAAAAUACGACUUCGUUGUAUGAACAUCCUUAGUAAGAAAGCUAUUCGACAUCUUUUUCCUAUUUUUCCUCUCAAUUCGUCUAUCUCUAGGUCGCAUUGGAGCAAGCAUUUUCUCAAGUACGCGGAUCUUGUUUUUUCAAGCUUAGAUCAAACAUGCCGCGGUAUCGUGCGUCUGAGACGAAGAAAAUUUUUAAACGACUCAUUCGUGUACUUACACUUUAUACGAUGUAAUCAUUACGCUGUAACAGUGAUAUGGCAGUUGACGAAUCCCAAAGCUUUACGUCUAAAGUUUGCGCCAAACUAUGAGCGAUUCGUGAUUCGAAACAGUUCGAAAUUCACAGAUUUGUAUUUGUAUAGGAAUGAAAUAUACAUACGAAUGAAUAUA